Papilio polytes (common Mormon) is the source of this 2076-nucleotide messenger RNA. RefSeq lists its product as uncharacterized. Gene Ontology annotation, molecular function: microtubule binding. Gene Ontology annotation, cellular component: ciliary basal body; cilium. The record is from RefSeq and is a predicted model, not a curated record. Bases 98 to 1936 code for a protein of 612 amino acids. The transcript has a single exon. Lineage: Eukaryota; Metazoa; Arthropoda; Insecta; Lepidoptera; Papilionidae.
CUCAAGCACAAGUUGCUAGGCAACCGUUUUUUAAUACAAUACCUAAAACACAUAAUUUUAUUACUGCUUUAUUUUUUCAUAACUGCAUUUAUCAAUCAUGCCGCCUAAAAAAGAUAAAGGUAAGAAAGACGAUCACUUGGCUGGGGCGUUUACGGAGGUGGAGAGAACGUUUUUGGAACAAGAACUAGCCGAUUGUAAUCGAAAGCUUGCGAGGCUUAGGGCUGCUGUUGCCGACUAUGAAGAGCAAAAUGAAGACCUGCAGAAAGCUUACAAUAAGAUGGACGAGGAGCGAGCCGACAUCAUCGCUUUUCUUAAAAAGAAUCUUCAAGCCAAAAAUGAGGAAAACAAUGAAUUGAAAGAAACACUCAAAGAUAUCGAGGAUACGAGGGCAAUAGAAACUGCUAAGUUCAAAGAAACUGUGGCAGAACUAGAUAAAAACUUUAUACAAAUGAAGGACCAGUUAACAUCGGAGAACAAAUUGAUGACAGGAAAGUUGAAUACUUUGGAAGAAUUUCGAGCUAUCAGAGAUGAUCUCAUGAGAAAAUUUGAAAAACAGGAGCAAGACUUUACAGAUCAAGAAAUGAAGUACAAGAGAGUUAUUUAUGAAACCGAAAAGAAAUUUGUCAUUGGCAAAGACAAACUAAAAAAAGAGAUGGAGGCCAGUCUUUUGCGGCUAGCUCAAGACUUUCAAGACGCAACCGAAUUAAGAAUCGCUGCUUCAACACAUCGAGUUAUCAGAGAAAAUAUAGCGAUAAACAAUGAGCUCGAUAGCAUUCUGUCUACUCAGUCUAAGCUGGCUGAACAAAAUGAAAAAUACAGGGAAAGCGAACGAACUGCGCGCAUUUCCAUGGAAUUAGCCGAGGAAGAAAGAGAUAAGGCAAUCAACAAAAGCAUCGUGCAGCAAAAGGUAAUCAAUCAAUUAACAACAGCUUUUCAAAGCCUAAAAAAAGAAAAGGCCCUUUCAGAGAAGAGAAACUAUGACACUGAGGUGCUACAAGCUAAAAUUCAGAAAUUAACAAGAGAAAACGAAAAUUUGUGUUUGCAAGUACGAAUUUUGGAACAAAACUAUCAUGCGAAAACUACCGAUCAGAAUCAACACACCGUCGAGUUUUCUAAAGUAAACAAAGAAAAUGCAAAGUUGAAGAAAAUCUUACAGGAAGCGGCCACAGCUGUGCAGGCGGCGUUGAAACUAGACCAGUGGUCCUCGAUAGAUAACACUCGAAACGUAAUGGAUCGCGAAAUGUUACUUUCCCGUUUGCUCGGAAUAAUAACCCAGUAUAAGGAAAUAGAAAAAGCUGAAUCGGAGGACACUUUGGCUUCCGUUGGAAGAAUAUAUGAAGAAGGGGAUUUAGGUUUCAUUCCCAAGCCCAGUUCUAAAAAAUCAAUGGGAUCUACUUUAAUACUGCCAUCAUCAAAAGACACGAUCGAAAGUGCGAAGGAGAGUUUGCCCUCAAUCGCUGUGUCAAGGUCCUCUUUAGGUAGCAUUAAAACUAUACCCAGUUUGAAAGUGUUACCUGCGGUGUCAGAUGAGCAUGUAGUUAUGAAAGGAAGCAGCCCGUCCUUAAUAUCGUCGUCUCGCUCAACUAAGACUGUGGAAUCUGUGCACAGCGAACUGAACGAGGAGACUGAUGAUAUCGAAAAACAAUUGAUGAAGAGUAAAUUAGAAAUUCAAAAAUCUAUUAUGAAAGACUUGGCGUACUCACAGAUGGCACUAAGUUCUAAACAGAAAUUCUCUGAAGAUCGACAAAAGUCAUUACUUUCUAAGAUAACCAUAGCUGAAGCCAGAGAAUCGGGUGAGGGAGAUAAGGGUGAAGAUGAAGGUAAAGUUGUCGAGGAAAGUAAAGAUGUCCCUGAGAACGAUCAAGAAGAUAAACAAAAGACAAAUGAAGAAAUUCUAGAGCUGACUGGCGAUGCAGAUGAAACAGAACAAAAAUAAUGUAACCAUAUUAUAUUUUGUUAUUAUUUACUAUUUAUUUUAAUAAUAAUUCUGCAUUUUAUAUUGCCUUUAACAGUUUGAAUUGUUUUUAUUACUUCUUAGAUAUUUGUUUAGUUUUGUAUUUGAUUUUAACGUAUUUU